Messenger RNA from Cryptomeria japonica (Japanese cedar), 1564 nucleotides. Its product is annotated as putative transferase At4g12130, mitochondrial. The record is from RefSeq and is a predicted model, not a curated record. Gene Ontology annotation, molecular function: protein binding. Gene Ontology annotation, cellular component: mitochondrial matrix. NCBI's taxonomy places the organism in Eukaryota, Viridiplantae, Streptophyta, Pinopsida, Cupressales, Cupressaceae. The transcript has 5 exons. Bases 79 to 1365 code for a protein of 428 amino acids.
GGCACAUGAGGAGGUUCAAAAAAAUGAGUGUAGUCCAGACUGCGACUCCUAUUUUUCACAGGCAAAGCCCAAAUUAUAAUGCUUCCACGGAGAUUAGUAUGGGCGUCGAUUUCUCCACAGCAAAGGCUGACAGAAUGGCUUACAGGCGAAGCAAAGCUAAACUCCGCAAUCCGCUCCCAUUUCCACAGUGCAGCAACAUUCCGUAAUUGCUCAGAAAAAUCACAGUCAGCCGCUGGAUCGACGUCUCUAAGCGAGCGGGGCCCUUUUGUUUCCCGCCUCAAUAGCCGCGGGGUUUUGCGCUUUGACGGGCCCGAUACCGUCAAGUUUCUGCAGGGUCUCAUCACAAACGAUCUGAGACUGUUAGAGGAGCAGACACGUCAGCCGGUGCCCACACCGAACCAGCCGGCGGCUCAAAGCGGCCCAGUGUAUGCUGCGUUUCUUAAUUCACAGGGGAGGUUUUUGUACGAUAUUUUUAUUUACCGGCCAGUGCGCGCAGAAGAGAAGCUCAAUGCGACGGGCUCUGGUCCAGGCGACGAUUCGCAUCAGCCUGCCUUGCUCGCCGACGUGGACAGAGAUUCGUUGCACGAGCUACUCGAUCAUUUGAACAAAUAUCGUUUGCGUGCAAAGGUGGAAAUACAGGAUGCCUCAAAAGAUAUGGCUGCAUGGCAACGGUUUGGUGGUGCCUUGGUACAUGAAUCUGGUGUGAAUAAAGAUGCUGAAACAGAAGGCAUUGGCUGGGGUGGUGGUAAUGACUUAUCUGGUUGUGCUGCUGCUCAAGGUUGUAUUCAAAGUUGCAAGUGGUUCAGGGAUCCAAGAUUGGCUUCACUUGGUUUUCGGGGAAUUUUUCCAUCAGAUAGCCUACCACCACUCGUAGAAGCUGAUAAAGAAGUGGAUGAGCAAUAUUAUCUUUUAUUGAGGCUGGAGGAAGGAGUACCAGAAGGUUCGGCAGAAAUUCCUAAAGGUGAAGCAAUUCCUCUUGAGUACAAUUUGGCGGGAUUAAAUGCUAUAAGCUUUGAAAAGGGGUGUUAUGUUGGCCAAGAGUUGGUGGCUCGAACCCAUCACCGUGGUGUAAUUCGCAAGCGAAUAUUGCCAGUCCACUUCACACUAGAUAGUGGAGAAGAGGUCCAGCAAAAAGUUGCACCUAAAUCCGAGUUAAUCAAUGCAGAUUCUGGAAAAGCAGUUGGCACUGUUACAACAGUGCUUGGAUCUAGGGGUCUUGCUCUUUUGAGAUUAGAAGCAGCCCUGAAAAAUUCUAAUCGUUUGAAUUUGAAAGGCUUGGAGAAUGUUAGGGUUGAAGUUAUACGGCCAAGGUGGUGGCCGAGGGAAUGGGGUCAAGAAGAGGAACAACAAGCAGCAAUGGCAUAAACUGGCUGUAGAAAGUGAAUUAGAUUCAGUUAUUGUAGUUGUAAUUUCAAUUUCAAUAAAUCUAGGCCUGUCUCAUAUUUGCAUGUAGCCAGUGUUGUUUGAUUACUGUUUAUAACUAUGCUUUCCCUCUCCACUCCAUCAAAACAAUAUUUCCAUUACAUACCCUUUGGCUUUAAUUUAAUUGUUCUUUCUUCUUGUA